UGAUAGGAUAAGACUAGUCAAAUGAACAAAAGCAUUGCAUGGAUUUAUGCGUAGUUUUGUGGUUUUCUCUCUCUCUCAUUCCUGAUCUGCAUAUAAGCUCGGGGACCUCACUCGAAUUUUGAUCACAGAGAAUCACUUUUUCCUUGCGGCCUUCUAGGUUUCAUCAUCGCAACCUUCUUUAGCUUCUCCCUUCAAUCACUUUCCUUGAAAACUUGCUAACCUUCAAUUCCAAAGCUUCUUUCUCUCUCUCAAAUGGCGGCCUUUCCAUAUCAACAUCAGCCGUUGUUUCUUGACUCAGCUUUCUUGCCAAGCAUAGCCACACCCACUAAGAACAUGAACAACAACAUGUAUGGUUCUUUUGAGGAAGCUGGAAACAUGAUCAAUACCAACGGUUUCUCCCAAAUUUACUAUCCUGAAACUUUUCAUGAAACACCUAGUCGUGAUGUUAGAUUUCAUCAAAGGAGCCAUCCUGAUGAUCAUAGCUAUAAGGUGUCUCUUAGUGAUAAUGAGACUUCUUGGACUAAAAAACAGAGCACAAACCCCUCAACCGCGGUGGAUAAGCUUGUAACUGGUGAGCACGUUACUCAAGAGGUAACUCCCAUGGCCAGGAAGAGGGCAAGUGCUAAUGGGUUCUUGAAUUCUGCUCAAUCAAAGUUUUUGUUACAGGAUGCUAGAAAAGUGAAAAGCAAGAGACAAAAUAAAUGCAGUGGUGACAUGAAACACGAAGAGAAGAAGCCAAAAGUUGAGAAGAAAGUUCUUGGAGAGCCUCCAGCAGGCUACAUUCAUGUAAGAGCAAGGAGGGGCCAGGCAACAGACAGCCACAGCCUUGCUGAGAGGGUAAGAAGAGAGAAAAUCAGUGAGAGAAUGAAGAUACUACAGCUUCUUGUUCCGGGCUGUGACAAGAUUACUGGGAAGGCCCUUGUGCUGGACGAGAUUAUUAAUUAUGUUCAGUCCCUGCAAAAUCAAGUGGAGGUCCUAUCCAUGAAGCUUGCCUCUGUUAAUCCCCCGCUCUAUGAUUUUGGAAUGGACCGUGAUGCAUUCAUGGUUAGACCAGAGAGUUUAAGUAGCAUGUCUCCACCACUGCCAUCGCUGCGACGCAACAGUCCUAUCCAGCCCACAGCUUUUGCCGACACCGCCUCCGCCACCACCGCCACCUUUGCUACAGAAGAAAAUAACUAUCCUCUUAUUGAUAAUUCUGCUACGCUUUUUCUUCAAGGAAUGAAGCCUAGUGACUUCACUACUCAUCAGGAUAGUGGUUACCUAAUGGGGGAUGUGGAUGAGCAAAGACAAAAAUUUCCUAAUCCAUCUGGGCUCACCAACAACUUGUGUUCUUUCCAUUAAAAUAAAUACACUAAGCGCUGCCCUACAAACAUCUGCUUGCAAGGAGAUGUCAAGGGCAACAGAAAAUAACAAGGGGAAAUUAAGAAACAGGGAGACAUGAAAUAUUCAAAACAAAGCUGCUGCAUUCAAUCUAGCAUAAGUUCCAGUGGAAGUUCGAAGCUUGUUUCUUCACUUAUUAAAAGCUCUGGUUACAAGUCCAAUAGAAUGAAAGUGGCAUCUUAAACCAUGAAUAAAGGGCAGCAACAUCAAUGGAUGAAGAACGCAGAGGACAUACAGGACCGACCAAAUAAGACCAGAUCUUUUUGUAGAUCCCUUGUUCCUGUCCAUCUUGACCCCUCAAUGUCUUGCACGCCAAAAUUCCACAGCCCCCCUUGUGGUGGUUAUGCCCUAUAGCUAGCUAGGCUUUUUUUUUUUCCUUGUAGAGCAUAAAAAUAGUAGUUGUAAUUCUCCAGUCAUUCUGUUAUUACAGUUAUUUUUACUUUUGCUUCCCUCUUUUUGGGAAAGAGGGAGGGUGAAAGAGAUGAGGUAAAACGCUAGAUUGAAGACGUUGUUACUGUAAUUGACACAGACUAGCUAUGCAUUUAUUGUUGGUAUC
Populus euphratica (Euphrates poplar) is the source of this 1936-nucleotide messenger RNA. Its product is annotated as transcription factor bHLH137-like. Gene Ontology annotation, cellular component: nucleus. Lineage: Eukaryota; Viridiplantae; Streptophyta; Magnoliopsida; Malpighiales; Salicaceae. Bases 253 to 1341 code for a protein of 362 amino acids. The transcript has 8 exons. Gene Ontology annotation, biological process: regulation of DNA-templated transcription. The record is from RefSeq and is a predicted model, not a curated record. Gene Ontology annotation, molecular function: protein dimerization activity; DNA-binding transcription factor activity.